AUGCGAACGUACGGCAAGAACUUCCUGUUCAAGAAGACUGCGUCUUACAAGGAACGCCAAGUGCGCUUGGCUACCGAAUGGGACAUCCGACUUGAUGCUAGUGCUACCCUUAGUGCACAGAACAUCAUCAACAACAUCGUGUUGGCACUGGAUGACAUCCAGUACGUCUUCGUUAGUGGAGUUGAGUCUCCAAACAAGCGGGAACAUCAACACACUAAUCGCAAGUUAGGUUGGAGUGAUGAGAAUCAUGUUCACAUCGCGCUAGUUCUGCUUGCUCCCAAGCAACGCACUGAUGUGCUCAAGUUGUUGUGCGGACCGCGCAAGCAUGGUGACGAGUACGCCGCUCCAAGGAACGGCAAGUUCUCCUACGCAGGAUGGAUCAUUCACCACGCCAAGCCUUCGUAG
Molecule: messenger RNA, 405 nt
Organism: Phytophthora nicotianae INRA-310
Lineage: Eukaryota; Oomycota; Peronosporomycetes; Peronosporales; Peronosporaceae
Exons: 1
Coding region: 1-405 (134 amino acids)
Source: RefSeq, a predicted model, not a curated record